ACCUGCGUCGUAUGUACACACUGCUCAGGCCACUCGGAGCGAACGCGCUGCGCCCAUUGGUGGACGCGGCCCACGCCCAGUGUGCCAAAGAUGGGACGGAGUUACUCCAACAUAAGCAUACUAAAGAUGAGGUCAGUUAUACAUCUAUCUCUGUCUAGCACAGACCUGCGUCGUAUGUACACACUCCUCCGGCCACUCGGAGCGAACGCGCUGCGCCCAUUGGUGGACGCGGCCCACGCCCAGUGUGCCAAAGAUGGGACGGAGUUACUCCAACAUAAGCAUACUAAAGAUGAGGCUCACACCCACUUCGUGUCAUCCAUGGUGUCGCUCCACACAAAAUACUCUGCGCUCUUCGCCGAAGUGUUCGACAAUAACCAGGCGUUCCUAGGCGCCCUGGACCGGGCCUGCUCCAGCGUCGUCAACUCGAGACCCGACGACAACAGCCCGCCGAAGGCGCCCGAGUUACUGGCCAGAUACUGCGACGCCCUGCUCAGGAGACGCGGAAGCGAAGCGGAACCGGAAGCCCGCCUCGCCGCCGCCAUCUUGGUUUUCAAGUACAUCGACGACAAAGACGUCUUUCAGAAGUACUACGCCAGGGCGCUGGCCAGGCGGCUCAUACAUCAGCUGUCUGCUAGUAUGGAACAGGAAGAAGCAAUGAUCAACCGUCUAAAAGCUGCCUGCGGUUACGAAUUCACCAAUAAAUUACAUCGCAUGUUCACCGAUGUUGCUGUCUCAGCUGACCUUAAUAACAAGUUCCAACAACAUCUGAGAGAGCAGGAACAGCCGCAGGCGGGCAUGCCAGGCUUCAGUGUGCAGGUGCUCCAAGCCGGAGCGUGGCCGCUGGGCGGCGCCAUGGCGCCCCUAGCUCCCCCGGCCGCCCUAGAGCGCCCCGCGCGGCAGUUCGAGGCCUUCUACCGCGCCUCCUUCAGCGGCCGCCGCCUCGCCUGGCUGCACCACCUCUGCACGGGAGAACUGAGGACCAGAUACACGCCUCGCCCCUACCACCUCAGCGCCAGCACUCCGCAGGUAUCUUCUACCGCGCCUCCUUCAGCGGCCGCCGCCUCGCCUGGCUGCACCACCUCUGCACGGGAGAACUGAGGACCAGAUACACGCCUCGCCCCUACC
This is a messenger RNA of Cydia splendana, 1125 nucleotides long. RefSeq names its product cullin-2-like. Gene Ontology annotation, molecular function: ubiquitin protein ligase binding; protein-macromolecule adaptor activity. Bases 91 to 1098 code for a protein of 335 amino acids. Gene Ontology annotation, biological process: protein ubiquitination; SCF-dependent proteasomal ubiquitin-dependent protein catabolic process. Gene Ontology annotation, cellular component: Cul2-RING ubiquitin ligase complex; SCF ubiquitin ligase complex. The transcript has 5 exons. Lineage: Eukaryota; Metazoa; Arthropoda; Insecta; Lepidoptera; Tortricidae. The record is from RefSeq and is a predicted model, not a curated record.